Messenger RNA from Sugiyamaella lignohabitans, 834 nucleotides. RefSeq lists its product as uncharacterized. Lineage: Eukaryota; Fungi; Ascomycota; Dipodascomycetes; Dipodascales; Trichomonascaceae. The transcript has a single exon. Bases 1 to 834 code for a protein of 277 amino acids. The record is from RefSeq and is a predicted model, not a curated record.
AUGCCUCUUGAGCUGAGUGCAAUUGAUGUUCUGGUCACAGAUUGGGAUGAGACUGUGACCUCAGAAGAUACCAUGGCAGUCCUCUCGCAAGCUGCUUAUGAUCACAAGACCAACUUCCAUCCACCAUGGGAGUAUUUCGGAGAUAUGUACUACAAAGAUUACGAGAAAUAUGCCUGUAAUUACAACGAACGACGAGGAUCAUUGCAAGAAGAGGCAGAAUUUUUGAGUGGUUUGAAACAAGUGGAGCUGGAAAGCGUUACAAGAGUAGAGAACAGCGGUCUCUUCAAGGAUGUACCUGAAUCUAUGGUUCGAUCUCAAGCUAGUAAAGUAAAGAUCCGACAGGGCUGGUGGGAUGUGCUGUCUCUAGCAACGAAAAAUAAGGUGCCCAUUGUGAUUCUCAGUGUCAAUUGGAGUGAUGUGCUUAUCGAGGAAGUGCUUUCACUGCACGGGUUCGAUACUACAAACAGCAGUAUCAGAAUCUACGCCAACAAGAUUCAAGUCGACGAUGAAACAGGAUUGGCAACAGGAAAACUGGGCGGGCAUCCCAUCCUCGGCUCGGCAGGAAUUCGUACAGCCCAGGAUAAGCUCGACAUACUCAAGAAGAUUCGCAGUCAAAAGCUGAGCGGGAAAGCGACUGAAUCAAUUGCAUAUUUUGGAGACAGUAGUACCGAUACACUGGCAUUACUAGAAGCAGAUCUCGGGGUUGUCAUUCACAAAAACUCGCUAGCCAGUCGUCUGGAGGGACUAGGAGUAGCCAUUCUACGCAAAGAGCACGACAAGACUGACAACAAUCAGGUCUACUACCUUUGCGAAUGGUCAGAUCUGCUGACCUGA